AAUUCAAUUCCCGAAGAACCGUAUUUAAGCAAUGGUAUUUCGGCGCUUUUCUGUACACAAAAGUCCGGGAGUCGACUUUGAAGUAGUUGUUCCCAACACGCAGAACAAUUUAAAACACAAUUUUGCGUGUCAGAAACGCGCUCUUAAGGAGAGCAGAGGAGAGAAGAGAAGGGAAGGGUCAACAUAGUUAAAAUUGGGCUCCUUUUGCAUCAUUUCCAUUUCCAUUUCCAAUCCAACUAUAAUCAUGGCUGCUGUUGUCGUGCCAUCUUCCAUGCAAAUCUCAAUUACAGUUGUUGGCAAUAAAAAUGGAAAAAGGAUGAGUAGCCAUAAUCGACAAAUUUUGAAAUUGAAAUCUCGAAAGACGUUUAAGACGAGGGCAAGUUUUGAAGAUGUCAAUUUUUCAACCGCUAAAGUGGUGACUAUUCGAUAUUCCGAUCUUGCGGAAACAAGUGCUGAUUUUUCUGAAGAACUGGAGGCUGGAUUUGGACCAAAUGGAUUGGGUAUCAUUGCCAUUUCUGAUGUUCCAAAUUAUCCUAAACUACGGAAAAAUCUACUUCAGCUUUCUCAUAGGUUAGCAGCACUUCCAGAUGAUGCAAAAAAGAAUCUCGAGGAUCCUGAUAGUAGGUAUUCUUUUGGCUGGAGUCACGGGAAAGAGAAAUUGGAGUCUGGUCAACCAGACAAGUUUAAAGGAUCGUUUUAUGCAAAUCCAAUUGUAGAUGUACCUACAAAUGUUGAAGAUCUUAUACAAAGGUAUCCAUCAUAUUGCCGAGAAAAUGUAUGGCCCAAGAGCACAUUGCCUGAGCUUGAACUUGCAUUCAAGGAUCUUGGAAAAUUGAUAUUCAAUGUGGGAUCGCUUCUGGCAGCUCAUUGUGAUAAAUACGUUGCGAAACAGAAUUGGGAUGCUCCAAGCUUAAAAGAUAUACUUGGUCGGUCUUUGUGCCACAAGGGUCGUCUGCUACAUUAUUUUCCAAUUGUACAGAGUGACAAUAAUAGCACACCUUGGUGUGGGUGGCAUACAGACCAUGGUUCUUUGACAGGUCUUACUUCUGCGAUGUAUAUGAAAGGUGACUCAGAAGUAAAUUGUCCCGAUAAUACUGCUGGGCUUUAUAUCAAAACCCGUACAAAUGCAGUUGUCAAAGUAUCUUAUGGAGAAAAUAACAUAGCCUAUCAAGUUGGAGAAGCUACAGAGAUACUCUCCAAUGGCUUGUUUCAUGCAACACCUCAUUGUGUCAAGACAGCCAAAGGAGAAAAAGCAAGUGGCAUAGAGCGCAAUACAUUUGCAUUGUUUAUGCAGCCUAAUUGGGAUGAACCUAUGUACAAUCUUGUUUCUGUUGCUUAUCUGCAUAAAGAGUUGAUGAAAUCAAAUGGGAGUAUGCCGUUCGGAGAUUAUUCUGAACAACUAUUGAACAAAUACUACGGGUUGCAUUCUCCAUAGUAUGAUGAAUCAAAAUACUUGAUUUCUAAAGUUUUUACAGCGUUACAUUCAAGGACCUAGUCUCUUGACAUUUGAAUUGGUAAUAUCUAAUGUAAUGACUAACUUUGAUAAUUGUUACAAUUCUUAGUCAAUUUUUAGUGUUGUUUUUAAGUUUAUUUUUAUAAAAAACUUAAUGAAUACAUGAAAUACAAAUUGUAUUAACUCUCUAUCUUUGUGUCAAAGUUAGUUUUGGGAGCUCUAUUAUCUCUCCUUAUACUAGUCUUAUCUUGGGAAAUUCUUAAAAUUACCCUUUAGUAUUGAAAAAAAAAAAUAUUUAACAAAAUGAUUUCUACUUGCUAACUUAAAGCUUGAAAUUACAAUAUAUUUUUUUAAUUUGUUUUCC
Molecule: messenger RNA, 1817 nt
Organism: Cryptomeria japonica (Japanese cedar)
Lineage: Eukaryota; Viridiplantae; Streptophyta; Pinopsida; Cupressales; Cupressaceae
Product: scopoletin 8-hydroxylase
Exons: 15
Coding region: 245-1435 (396 amino acids)
Source: RefSeq, a predicted model, not a curated record